Messenger RNA from Drosophila ananassae, 2704 nucleotides. RefSeq names its product nuclear pore complex protein Nup107 (gene Nup107). The coding region runs from base 112 to 2655 and encodes 847 amino acids. The transcript is spliced from 2 exons. The record is from RefSeq and is a predicted model, not a curated record. Gene Ontology annotation, molecular function: structural constituent of nuclear pore. Gene Ontology annotation, biological process: mRNA export from nucleus; post-transcriptional tethering of RNA polymerase II gene DNA at nuclear periphery; protein import into nucleus. Gene Ontology annotation, cellular component: nuclear pore outer ring; nuclear pore. NCBI's taxonomy places the organism in Eukaryota, Metazoa, Arthropoda, Insecta, Diptera, Drosophilidae.
CUUUUUUUAUCAACUUUGGCCACACUACCACUGUCCCGGCAUUUUGGCAACGCGUGAAUUUUUGUACUCCCGUCUGGAUUAAUGUAAAAAAGCGAUCCCCAACAGACGACCAUGGCCGACAGCUCGUUCCCGAUUAGCGGCCGCCCUAGCCUACUACGCACCGCUGCUCUGAACAACUCGCUGGGACCACACAAUCUCUCACACUCCUUCCUCCUUCAGGAGCAAACCCAGGCUUCUAUUAUGGAGGACACUGCCAUGAUUGAGGACACCAUGGACGACGAAGACCGGGGCAGGAGUCGAACAGAUGUGUUGUUCCCGCAGUUCUUUGACAUGCUUCAGACACACGGCGGCGGGCCUGAAAUUUUCGAGGUGCUCCAGGGAUUGGCCCAGAUCUGUCGUGGUGUUGUGGAAACACUGGAGCUGGAGAUAGACCGUGGCGUUGGCGGGGCCCAGGGCGCCCGGCAGCGGGAGGCAACGCUACGUUGGCUGCGCCAGGAGAUUAACACCUGGCUCCUGCUACACGCCCUAUUCCACGAUCGGGUUUUGGUGCAGAGCGACACUCGGGCCGACGACGAGAUGCAGGAUGGACCGACCCUGGGUGGAAGUGAGAAGGAGGUCAUCCAGCAGCUGUACGCCAUCAAUGCCACCCUGCGCGAGUACCAGCUCGUCGUCGAUUGGCUGGAGGCCUGUUACAAGCCAGAUGAACAAGUAAACCUGCUGCAUUGCCACGACCGGAUGAUGUCCUGGGAGAACACCCUCUUCCAGCUGGAGAACCUGCAGGGCGCUGCGUUUGGUCGGGGCCAUGAAAUCGUUUCUCGCUUGGACCCGGAUGCAUCCGUUCGACAGAAGCGUCCACUGCACGCCCUUGACGAAGAAGACAACCACCGACUCUCCCGCGCCAUAUUCUCGGCCAUCCGGUCGGGACAAGUAGACGAUGGCCUAAAGCUGUGCAAGCACUACGGACAGACGUGGCGAGCAGCCAUCCUGGAGGGCUGGCGAUUGCACGAGGACCCCAACUUUGAGCAGGGAAACCCAAAGAUGGACGAGAAGAUGCCGAUCGAGGGAAAUCCUCGCAGGGAUGUGUGGAAGCGGUGCGCUUGGUUGUUGGCCGACUCGAAGAACUACGACGAGUAUUCUCGAGCCACUGCUGGAGUUUUCUCAGGCCACUUGGCGUCACUCAAGUCCCUACUGCACAACGACUGGCACGACUUGCUGUGGGCCUACCUCAAGGUCCAGAUCGACAUCCGUGUGGAAUCGGAGAUCCGCGAGUGCUGCGUAAAGCGUUACCAGCCAAUGCCCGACGAAUACUGGAAUGGCAAGAUGACCAUGGAGCAGAUCUUCGACGAGCUCAACGUGGCCAAGGACGCCUCUGUGAGGGACUAUGCCCAGGGACAACUGGGCAUCAUACAGCGGCACCUAAUACUGGACACGUGCGGCGAACUGCUGCAGCACAUGGUGCGCUGGCUCGACAAGGAUGCGGGCCAGCUGUCGCCCCACCAGUUACGCUUCAUGGCCCACAUUGUGAUCUUUCUGCGCCAGAUUGGACGCUUGGAGCGCGACAGUCCGGCGGAAAAGGUUAUUGCAGCCUACGUUGAAGCAUUAAUUGAGAGGGGAGAUGCCCAGCUGAUUGCCUACUACACCGCUUCCCUUUCCAAAACCCUGCAAGUCCAGCUGUACUCGCGCUUCUUGGAGCAGGUCGAGCAGAAGCAGAAGCGCGAGAGGGCCCUGGAGGCUGCCAUGCAGGCAGGCCUAGAUGUGGCGCAGAUCACUCGACUGACGGUUGAGAACAUCCGGAACACUCCAGUUCAACUGGGCGAGUUGGGAGAGCCGCGAUCUGGCGAGGUCUCCGCUGGGGAUACCCGUAAGAUCCAUGCCCUGGAAUGGCUAACCCAUCUGCCCGAGCAACGCGGUGAGCUGCUGUGGCAAGCCAAUGCCAUGAUCCGAACUUAUUUGGGCUGCAGCAAGGUGGAGUGCGUGCGCCAGGCGUUCGAAGUGGUUCCCGGGGACGUGGUGCAGGUCCUUAUCAAUCAGUACGGAUCUAUGAACAACCUGCCCCCUCGAGAGGAGUGCAGCUUGAAGGAGUACCUCUGCUACAAAGUCUAUCUGGCAGGGAUAGAUAGCUUCUUGGAGUGGAAUAGCUUGUACCAUAACAAGCCUCAAAAGCCACAGCAGGAUUCCAUCGCUUCCGGCCAAGACAACUUUACAGAGCGCAUGGCCAACGAGCGCAAGGAGCAGGCCCAUCGAAAUAAGGUUACACGCUGGGAAACGCGUCUUAAAGAGCAAUCGAAGCAAACCAUGGAAUCCCUUUUCAACGUACUGAUGUUCCCGGAAAAAGGAUGGCUAGUGGACCCCUUUAUCCCGAAGGAGCCAGAAAACGCCGUUCAGCUCAAGUGGGAAUACCGAACGAUGCAGAUGGAAAAGUUGCGUUCUCUCUGCUUGCCGGAGAUUGCGCUGUUCCUACACGAUGUCAUGUAUAAGUCUGGAGACUUUGCCGGCUGCGUUCGACUGGCGGACGAGAUAUCCAGUGAGAGCCGUCAGCUGUACAAAGUCUACACCAAGCACAAACUCGCCGAGCUGAUGUCAAAGAUCGCGGACGCGUCGCUGGAGCUACUCAACUCAAAGUUGGAUCCCUGGGGCUAUCCUAUCACAGCCUAGGAAAUUUAAUGCGUUUUGUUUUGCAAUUACAUUCUAAUUUAAACUUUUA